AUGCAAAAUGCCACUUGCAUCAUCGGACUCGAUGCUGAAAACGUUCGGGAAACUUCUGGAGGACGCGCGUGUCACUGGGCCGUCCCAGUGGUGGCACUGCGAGUCCCAGGGCACAAAAAGCUUUGCUUCCCCCAAUCUGAUCUCUUCUGUAAGAUCUUCCCCCUUCUCCUCGAUUGCUUUCUCACGCCGCGGAACAUGAUGGCCACAGACAAAGCUCUUGCACCAGAGGUCCUUUGGGCUCAAAGAGCUGACGAACUAUUCGUUACCAUCAACCUCAGCGAUGUCGAAGAUCCGAAAAUUGACGUAACCCCUUCCAGUUUGAAGUUUGCCGGAAAGGCACGGGGAAAUCAAUACGCUGUGACCAUAGACUUUUACAAAGAGGUCGACCCUGAGACGUCAAAGCAAAGCAUCACUGCGCGAAACCUGUCGUUUGUUCUUGCCAAAAAAGAGAAAGGACAAGAGUACUGGCCUCGCCUUACUAAAGAGAAGGGCAAACUUCACUGGCUCAAGACUGACUUCUCCAAAUGGAAGGAUGAGGAUGAAGAUGAUGAACCUGUACAAGCCGGAUUUGAGGGAAUGGAUUUCUCCCAAUUCCAAGGAAUGGGUGGUAUGGGCGGUAUGAGCGGUAUGGGUGGUCUGGGUGGUCUGGGUGGUCUGGGUGGUAUGGGUGGUAUGGAUUUCGGAGCUGGUGGAAUGGAUUUUGGCUCUGACGAAAAGGAUUCCGAUGACGAGGACGAUGAAGAUAUGCCUGAUCUGGAGGUUGCCCAAGACAAGACUGAGGACAGCGCUUGA
Messenger RNA from Spizellomyces punctatus DAOM BR117, 792 nucleotides. Its product is annotated as Hsp90 cochaperone SBA1. Gene Ontology annotation, biological process: chaperone-mediated protein complex assembly; protein folding. Bases 1 to 792 code for a protein of 263 amino acids. Lineage: Eukaryota; Fungi; Chytridiomycota; Chytridiomycetes; Spizellomycetales; Spizellomycetaceae. The record is from RefSeq and is a predicted model, not a curated record. Gene Ontology annotation, molecular function: Hsp90 protein binding; protein-folding chaperone binding. The transcript has 5 exons. Gene Ontology annotation, cellular component: nucleus; cytosol.